GCAUGCGCAAUGUCUCCACAGUCGUAAUAAUAAAAAAGAGAUCGAAGGCGCAAGGAGGCAGAGUCAAAGGUUUUUCUGUCUGUCUGGUACAUGGUCUGCUAUUUCAAGAAAUGAGCAGCAUCGAAGAUAUAGCACAAAAGCUUGUAACAAAUUAUUAUGCAGCGUUUGACACUAAUAGAGCUUCUUUGCAAGGCUUGUAUACACCUCAAUCACAACUGCAAUUUGAGACAAACGUGUUUACAGGGCCUGACGCUAUACUUCAAAAACUAACCUCUCUUCCUUUUGUAACCGUCAACCAUGCGAUAACAACUGUGGACAGUCAGAUGACUCCGGAUUCAGGGCUGCUCAUAAUGGUUGUUGGGCAGCUGAAAACUGACAACGAUCCUGUACAUCCGUUCACUGAAGUGUUUUACUGUAAACAAAUCGGCGAUUCGUUAUUCAUUACGAAUCAAGUAUUUCGACUAAAUCUUCAUCAUUCCGCCGCCUAGACUUUGCUAUAUAAUUAUUGUAUUUCAUCUUAUGGAUGUCUUAUGCAGUUUAUGUUUGGAUUGUGUAUAAUUAUUUGAGUGUGUUAAUUAUUGUAAGGACGGUCUUAUGCAAUUUAUAUUGAGUGUAUAAAUUAAUUAUUUAGUGUUUUAUAUACAUUUUUGUAUAAA
Molecule: messenger RNA, 656 nt
Organism: Halichondria panicea
Lineage: Eukaryota; Metazoa; Porifera; Demospongiae; Suberitida; Halichondriidae
Product: nuclear transport factor 2-like
Exons: 4
Coding region: 3-488 (161 amino acids)
Biological process (GO): protein import into nucleus
Cellular component (GO): nuclear pore central transport channel
Molecular function (GO): nuclear import signal receptor activity
Source: RefSeq, a predicted model, not a curated record